GGGGGCGGUGAAAUCACGCUGCCCUGGUUUGUUUUGGUUAGCAGUUAGCUGUUAGCACACGUGCUCCGGGUUCCACUUUGAUUCUUCACACGUGUUAGCUGAGUGUUAGCACGAGCACAGGAACAGAUGAUCAUGAGGAAGAAACCCAACAUACUCCUGACAGUGGUUCUCAAGCUGUGGAGUGCACACUGCAGGGAGAGGACACGUGUAUGGGGUUUGUUUUGCCUCAUUAGGGUGAUCUACUAUGGUACUCCAGGAGUGGGGAAGACGACCCUGGGGAAGGAGCUGGCUCAAAGGACAGGCCUCACAUAUGUCAACAUCGGCGAGCUGGCACAGGAAGGACAGCUGUAUGAUGGGUUUGAUGAGGAGUACAACUGCCCUAUUCUGGAUGAAGACAAGGUGGUGGACGAGUUGGAGGACAAGAUGGCGGAGGGCGGGGUCAUCGUGGAUUAUCACGGCUGUGACCUGUUCCCUGAGCGCUGGUUUCACAUCGUGUUCGUCCUGCGCACAGACAACACCAAACUGUACACUCGUCUAGAGAGCAGGGGCUACAGUGGGAAGAAGCUGCAGGACAAUGUGCAGUGUGAGAUCUUUCAGACCAUCUUGGAGGAGGCUCUGGAGGCCUACCAGGAGGAGAUCGUGCACCAGCUGCCCAGCAACACACCUGAAGACCUAGAGCAGAACACAGAGCAGAUCGUGCAGUGGACUGAGCAGUGGAUCAAGGACCACAACUAGAGUUUAUCAUGUUAUAGAACUGUAUGUAUGGGGAUAAGGUGAUAUGAGUGAAUAUGGAUUCUAGUACACGGGGAACACUUGUUUCGUCUCCUUGAGGGAAGAGAUGGUCAUUGCCUGUUAAAUACCAGACUGAUAUCCCUGUUAUUUAUACAGAGGGAAUCAGGUCCCCACGUCCUCUGACACAUCUCCACUCAACCAAACAUGAUGGUACAGACAUAUUUGUAUUUCAGUGUAGACGGCUCACAAUAAUUACAAUUAUAAAUUACUGUUCAAUAAAUGAAUGAAAGAAAAAUAAUUUUUGUGCUCAGUAUUUAUCAUGGGUACAAUUUCUUUGCAAAAAUGUGUGAUUAUUUUUGUUAAUUCCUUGUUCAUUCUGUUAUUCAUUUGUUGCAGCUUAUGCUUUUUAAUGAUACUUUGUAUGGUGGUUUACCGUGAGAUCAUCCUUCUUAUUCAGUCAUUUGGAUUAAGUAGUUUGGGUAUUAUCAUCCCCUCCUGGGCAUGUCCUACCGGGAGGAGGCCCCGGGGAAGACCCAGGACACGCUGGAGGGACUAUGUGUCAGGGCUGGCCUGCGAACCUCUCGGGGUCCCCCCAGAGGAGCUGGAGGAAUUGUCUGGGGUGAAUUAAUUCUGGGAGUCCCUGCUUAGACUGCUGCCCCCAUAACCCAGCCCCAGAUAAGUGGAAGAAAAUGGAUAGAUGGAUGGCAUUCAUCCCAGUAUCUAUCGUGUUAUUGUGGCAGGAGCUCAUUGGUCAUCAGUAAUCAGACAUGUUUUUCAGUCUCUUGUUUUGUUUUGUUUUUUUGUUUUUUCUUUGUAAGCAGCCAUGUUUGUUUUGAUAUCGACAAACAGCAUGUUCCAGAUUGGCUAAUCCACCUGUCACUCACAGCUUUUGAAGUGAUUCACCGAUGCAAUGACUAGACUCCCAGUUUCAUAAAGUACUGGAAGAGUGUAUUCCCCUCAGGUUAACAGGGCAGAGCCUGUACACAAACCUAAUAAACCUAAUGAACUGAACUUUUCCAGUGGAGGAUGGACUCAUCGAGCACUUCCUGUUUCAAUUGUGUCAAUACUGAUGACAAAUGGGCUUAUACAUGAGUGGAAACAAGGUCAUAGUUCCCUUUGCCUUGUAUAUGUGAGUAUAGUGUUAGGAUUCUCUAUAAUUGUCUUUGUAUUAUGAGAUGGGACUGGGCUGUAUUGGCUUCUAUAAAUACAGUGCAACAA
Boleophthalmus pectinirostris (great blue-spotted mudskipper) is the source of this 1950-nucleotide messenger RNA. RefSeq names its product adenylate kinase 6 (gene ak6). The transcript has 7 exons. Gene Ontology annotation, molecular function: ATP binding; AMP kinase activity; ATP hydrolysis activity. The record is from RefSeq and is a predicted model, not a curated record. The coding region runs from base 127 to 735 and encodes 202 amino acids. Gene Ontology annotation, cellular component: cytoplasm; nucleus. NCBI's taxonomy places the organism in Eukaryota, Metazoa, Chordata, Actinopteri, Gobiiformes, Gobiidae.